Messenger RNA from Aedes aegypti (yellow fever mosquito), 452 nucleotides. RefSeq lists its product as uncharacterized. Bases 158 to 343 code for a protein of 61 amino acids. NCBI's taxonomy places the organism in Eukaryota, Metazoa, Arthropoda, Insecta, Diptera, Culicidae. The record is from RefSeq and is a predicted model, not a curated record. The transcript has 2 exons.
ACAAGGUCGAAUUCAAAUCGGUUAAAUGAGUAAUCAAACACCGAAUUAUGCUGAUAACAUAAAUAUAAAAGCAACCAACUGCCAAAGGAUCACAUUCAUUUAUUUAGCGAUUGUCUCUUUGAAAACACAUGCAUAUUUAACUUCAUAAUCCUUCAAGAUGAAAUUCCUGUGGCUGCUAACGUUCCUUCUGGCCAUCCUGGGCACCGCUCUGGCCCAUACCCCAGCCUGCCCGAAAGGAUUCUCCCGUCAGGCCAACCAGUGCGUCUCGAAGCGCCCUGUUCACGGUGAAUGCCCCAAGGGAUCCAAGUAUAAUGUGGGAUCGAAUCUGUGCGUUCACAACUGAGGCUCUGACAGGUGAAAACUUUGUGAAAAUGAGGUAAAUUUUAGUGAAAGGUUACCGAAAUUUGAAAAUAUAUUAGUUGUAUAUUGAAUAAAGAUGUUUAUAAUCCGAA